Phasianus colchicus (ring-necked pheasant) is the source of this 1757-nucleotide messenger RNA. The record is from RefSeq and is a predicted model, not a curated record. NCBI's taxonomy places the organism in Eukaryota, Metazoa, Chordata, Aves, Galliformes, Phasianidae.
CCUCGGUUAACAAGGCCCCUCUCGCACUACGGGAGCCUUAAAAAAAUAAACCCGCCGCCUCCAGCGGUGCCGCGGCGGUGGCCGGGCAGGGCGGCCGGGCGCGGGGGGCGAGCCGGAGAGCCUCGCUCUCUGCCUCCCCGCCGUCGAUGAUGACCAUGACCACGAUGGCUGACGGGUUGGACGCGCAGGACUCCUCCAAAUCCGCCUUCAUGGAGUUCGGGCAGCAGCAGCCGCCGCCGCAGCCGCCGCCGCCGCCCCACUCGCAGCAGAGCUCGCCGGCCAUGGCCGGAGCGCACUACCCGCUGCACUGCCUGCACUCCGCCGCCGGCUCGCACCCGCACCACCAGCACCACCACCACAGCUCGCCCUACUCCGGCACCGGCGGCUCCUACAACCACCGCUCGCUCGCCGCCUACCCCUACGUGAGCCACUCGCAGCACAGCCCCUACCUGCAGUCCUACCACACCAGCGGCGCGCCCAGCCAGACGCGGCCGGACGACGCAGCUGCGGCUUUUCGCUUUGCAGAUCAGCAGAAAACGACGGUGAUCGAAAACGGCGAGAUCAGAUUCAACGGGAAGGGGAAAAAGAUCCGGAAGCCCCGAACCAUUUACUCCAGCCUUCAGCUGCAGGCGUUAAACCACCGCUUCCAGCAGACUCAGUACCUGGCGCUCCCGGAGCGAGCCGAGCUGGCGGCCUCCCUCGGCCUGACCCAGACGCAGGUGAAGAUCUGGUUCCAGAACAAGCGCUCCAAGUUUAAGAAGCUGCUGAAGCAGGGCAGCAACCCCCACGAGAGCGACCCUCUGCCCGGCUCUGCCGCGCUGUCCCCGCGCUCCCCGGCGCUGCCGCCGGUCUGGGACGUUUCGGCGUCUGCCAAGGGCGUCAACAUGCCCCCCAACAGCUACAUGCCCGGCUAUUCCCACUGGUACUCCUCUCCACACCAAGACACAAUGCAGAGACCGCAGAUGAUGUGAACUGUCCGAGACAACCCACGGCCCGAGGACGCCCGGCGCGGCCCGGCCCGAGCGGAACGGCGGUGCGGGGGGGGGGGUUCGCCUUUCGUUUGUUUCAUUUUUUUGAAGUAACCUCAGCGAUCGCUCUCGGGCAGAACGAGCCACGUCCCACUGCGGCGCGGGGGAGACGCUUCUCUCUAUGUUCACUCGGACCCCGGGGCACCGCCGCCUCUUUCUGUGCGGAGUGCGCGGACUUUUGGCUGACUUCGCCCUCGAGAAGGACCCGAACCGCAGCGGGGCCGUCUCUCUGUGUUCCGUGAGCUAUGGACACUGCGCGGUGAGAGACUGCUCCGAGCUCCCUCACUGUCAUUCCCCGAAUGCGGAAGGGGGGAACAAAUUAAACAGGGAAAGAAAAGGAGGGGUAACGAAACGAAGAGGGAAAAUUAAAUAAAAAGAACUGGUUGCGAAUGAAAGUGUACCGCGAGCUCGGAGCACGGCCACGCAGCGCGAACUGCACGCAUACGGGGAGCGGCUGCAGCACGACGGGAACCGCACGGAGAGCCGCCAGCAGCCCCGCACCCUACGAGCCCCGGCGGACCGAUAGACGGAUAGACGGUCGGACUGACAGGCAUACAGCCGGACUGACAGCCGGACUGACAGACAGCCGGACCCGCGGAGCAGCCCGACACCCCGCUCCUGCUGCUGGACCUCCCUCCCGAGCGACCUUUCUGUAUAUAUUGUUGAAUUUUAGCUGUACAUAAUACUUUGUAUGGUUUGGUCUCCUUUCAUAUCUAGAGUAAAAGCCAC